Molecule: messenger RNA, 1494 nt
Organism: Lolium rigidum
Lineage: Eukaryota; Viridiplantae; Streptophyta; Magnoliopsida; Poales; Poaceae
Product: pentatricopeptide repeat-containing protein At5g46100-like
Exons: 1
Coding region: 58-1494 (478 amino acids)
Molecular function (GO): protein binding
Source: RefSeq, a predicted model, not a curated record
CCCUUGGCUGACAUAUCCUCGAACACCUCCCAGGCGUCCCAUCCCGCCGUCACCCAAAUGCCGCCGGCGAACCUCACCCCUACCAAAUGGCCCAAGACCCUCACGGCCGAACACCUCCACCGUCUCGUCCGCGCCGAGCGCGACCCGCGCCGCGCGCUCGCCCUUUUCGACGCGGCCACCGUCUCCACUUCCGCGCCGCCCGCCCCAAUCCUCCCGUCGCCGGACACCGUCUCCCUCCUCACCUCCCGCCUCGCCUCCGCCGGCCUCCUCCCCCUCGCCACCUCCCUCCUCUCCCGCUCGCGCGCGCUCUUCCCUUCCGCCGCCGACCUCGAGCCCCCAUUCCUCACCCUCCUCCGCGCUUUCGCACGCACCCACCGCCCACUCGCCGCCCUCCAGCUCUUCCGCUCCGCCCCCUCCGCCCUCUCCCUCCCCCACUCCGCCCGCUCCUACACCGCCGUCCUCGCCACCCUCGUCGCCCACUCCCAGCUCCCCCUCGCCCAAUCCCUCCUCGCCGACAUGCGCGCCGCCGGCUUCGCCCCCACCACCGCCACCUACAACGUCCUCCUCAAGGCCCACUGCUCCGACGCCGCCGCUCCCAUCGACGACGCCGUCCGCCUUUUCCGCAACAUCCCCAAACCCGACGCCUGCUCUUACAACACCCUCAUCGAUGGGCUCUGCCGCCGCAGCCGCCGCGCCGAGGCCCUCCAGCUGUUCUCCGAGAUGGUAGCAAACGACAUUGCGCCUACGGUGGUUACUUACACCACUGUUAUCAAUUGGCUCGCCCGGGAGGGUUGCUUGGACGAUGCACUGAAGAUGUUUGACGAAAUGGCGAAGAGAGGUAUCGCACCGAAUAUUAUCACCUAUAGUUCUCUGAUUGACGGGUUGUGCAAGGGUGGGCGUGCAGCAUCGACAUUGAAGUUGCUGGAUAGGAUGGUCAAGGAGAAGAAGCUGCCAAAUACAAUCACAUAUAGCUCUGUGAUUAAUGGUCUCUGCAAGGAAGGCCGGCUGAGGGAAGCGAUGGAGAUUUUGGACCGGAUGCGUCUCCAGGGGAGGAAGCCUGAUGCUGGAUUGUUCGGGAAGCUAAUUGUUGGGCUGUGUGAUGGAGGAAGGCCUGUGGAGGCUGCAAAUUACCUGGACGAGAUGGUUCUUGCUGGCGUUCAACCCAACCGGGUGACCUGGAGCUUGCAUGUCAGGAUAAACGAUGCAGUGGUGACAGCAUUAUGUGCUAAGGGUGAAGCUGAGAGGGCUUUCCGGGUUUACCAGAGCAUGAGGACGCGUGGCAUUUCUACUGAGCCAGGCACUUUUCAUCUCCUGGUCGAGUUCUUCUCCAAAAAGAACAAUUUGGAGAAAGCAGCUCAUGUUGUGCUAGACAUGCUGUCAGAGAGGUGCAUCCCUGAGAGAGAAACAUGGGAUGUUAUUAUCAGUGGGUAUUGGAGUAAGAAGAAGGUGAGACAAGAAGCUGAGAAAAUGUGGAAGCAGUUAGCAGUCACCUGA